Molecule: messenger RNA, 1415 nt
Organism: Dacryopinax primogenitus
Lineage: Eukaryota; Fungi; Basidiomycota; Dacrymycetes; Dacrymycetales; Dacrymycetaceae
Product: acetylornithine deacetylase
Exons: 4
Coding region: 26-1345 (439 amino acids)
Molecular function (GO): hydrolase activity
Source: RefSeq, a predicted model, not a curated record
CAGCUCCACUUAUUAUUGAACGACUAUGACCACUCUCACUCCGGGGCAACGAGCUCGAAUAAAGGACGCAACUUAUAGACUGCUGCAGCCUUGUACGGUGUUUCUGCAGCAGCUUGUCCGGAUCGAUACCACCAAUCCACCAGGUUGGAACUACCCCGAGUGUGCACGUCUCAUUGGCGAUACUCUCUCCAGCUUGGGCUACGAUGUCGAUUACUAUGAAGUACCUGAAUGCGAUCUCCCGAGGCUGGCACCCCACGGGAAGGGGUUGCCCAGAGUGAAUGUUAUUGGCCGGCACGAGUUCGCCGCCGGUCAGGGCAAGGUGCUUCACUUCAAUGGACACUACGAUGUCGUGCCAUGUUCAGAACCCGCAGCAUGGGCUUCGCAACCUUUUGAGGCCGCAAUUCGUAGAUCAGCGGAUGGGAAGGAGGAGAUUGUGGGAAGAGGUGUGAGCGAUAUGAAAGGUGGAAUUGCUGCGCAAGUGUUCGCUAUCGAGGCAUUGAAGCUUGCGGGACUACGGUUGAAGGGCACGGUCGAACAUUCAGGAGUUGUGGAUGAAGAGACCACUGGGAUCAACAACGCCGGUAUGGGCUAUCUUGUUGAUAUCGGCGUGAUCUCCCCAAAGAAACAAUCGGCAAUUGUCAUCACUGAGCCUCUGAACACUACGAAUGUCUGCUUGGGCCAUCGCGGUGCUAUCUGGGGACGCAUCAUCUUCAAGGGCGUGGAAACUCAUGGAAGCACCCCUCAGCGAGGCAAGAACGCCCUCGCAAUGGCAGCGAGAUACAUUGUUGCAGCGGAGGAGGAGAUUGGGGCAAGCCUCAAGAACAAGGUCGAUACGCGAGUGGUGCCGCCAGAAGCACAGACAGCAUCUUUGACAUUCACGAUAUUUAACUCUGGACAUGCUACGAAUCUCGUACCUGCUGUGGCUACAUUGACCUUCGAUCGUCGAUUAGUGCCUGGAGAAACCUUGGACUUGGCAAGAGGAGAGAUGCAGUCGCUUCUACGAAAGCUUUUCCACGAUGACGAAUGGAUCUACGAGGAAACAUACUCGACAGAGCCAGUCUGGGUGGGAGAAGAGGAGGAGAUUGUGCAGGUGUGGAAGCGGGCCGUGCAUGACGCCUGUAAUGUUACGGCUGGCAUCGUCUGUUCGCCGGGGAGUGAUGAUCAGCGUUUCGUUGUCCACGAUGCGAGGUUGAAUUCAUGCAUUGUGUACGGGCCGGGCAACAUUCGAAAUGUCCAUAAUUUGAAUGAGAGUCUACCGUUAGAAGACCUGCGAACUGGAAUGGAGGUCAUGGCACUGGGCGCUGCGAUGUAUCUGGGCUUUGAGGACAUACAAAUACAACUCUGACACUCCAUAGAUUUAGAUGUGCAUGUAGCCGUAGCGGUUCGUAGACGUUGGUAUUGUAUUCAACGUAGUC